Molecule: messenger RNA, 2747 nt
Organism: Rhinolophus ferrumequinum (greater horseshoe bat)
Lineage: Eukaryota; Metazoa; Chordata; Mammalia; Chiroptera; Rhinolophidae
Gene: MEX3B
Product: mex-3 RNA binding family member B
Exons: 2
Coding region: 430-2130 (566 amino acids)
Molecular function (GO): RNA binding
Source: RefSeq, a predicted model, not a curated record
GAGGCGGGGAGCAGAGGAGGAAAAAGCGCUGAGUGAGGGCGGGCGGGCGGGAGGGGAGGGAGUGGAGGAGCCGGGGAGGGGCUCCUUAAAGAAACGCUGCUGUCGCUCGCCUGCUCGCUUCUCGCUCGGCAUUGUGGCCAGCCAGCCGGGCACUCGGGGGGCACGCGCGGCUGCCACUGGAGCUCUGCCCCCGCCCCACCCGCCAGCAGACCUGGGGUGGGGACCCAGGCCGGGGCUCUCGCAGCCACUGCCCGGCGCGGAUCGCGCGGAGCGACCCACUCCACCCGGCGCGGAGAAAGGAGCCACGGAGUCCUCUGCACCCGGCCGGCCUCCCCGCCCCUGACCGCUCGCUUCCCGGCUGCCUUUGUGGCCGCAGCUUCUCGCCGCCGAGCCGAGGGCCGGCGGGGGCGCGGCGCGCACGGCUGAGAGAUGCCCAGCUCGCUGUUUGCAGACCUGGAGCGCAACGGCAGCGGCGGGGGAGGCGGCGGCGGCGGCGGAGAGACCCUGGAUGACCAAAGAGCCCUGCAGCUCGCGUUGGACCAGCUCUCCCUCCUGGGGCUGGACAGUGACGAGGGCGCCUCUCUGUACGACAGCGAGCCGCGCAAGAAGAGCGUGAACAUGACCGAGUGCGUGCCGGUACCCAGUUCCGAGCAUGUCGCCGAGAUCGUGGGGCGGCAAGGUUGUAAAAUCAAAGCGCUGCGGGCCAAGACCAACACUUACAUCAAGACCCCGGUUCGCGGGGAGGAGCCUGUGUUUGUUGUCACGGGCAGGAAGGAGGAUGUGGCCAUGGCUCGCAGGGAGAUCAUCUCGGCCGCUGAGCACUUCUCCGUGAUCCGCGCCUCCAGGAGUAAGAACACGGCGCUCAACGGCGCGGCGCCGGGGCCGCCCAACCUCCCGGGGCAGACCACCAUCCAGGUGCGGGUCCCUUACCGCGUGGUGGGGCUCGUGGUCGGGCCCAAGGGCGCCACCAUCAAGCGCAUCCAGCAGCAGACGCACACGUACAUCGUGACGCCCAGCCGCGACAAGGAGCCGGUGUUCGAGGUGACGGGCAUGCCGGAGAACGUGGACCGAGCUCGCGAGGAGAUCGAGGCGCACAUCGCCCUGCGCACCGGCGGCAUCAUUGAGCUCACAGACGAGAACGACUUCCACGCCAACGGCACGGACGUGGGCUUUGAUCUGCACCACGGGUCCGGCGGGUCCGGCCCGGGCAGCCUCUGGAGCAAGCCCACCCCCAGCAUCACGCCCACCCCCGGCCGCAAGCCCUUCUCCAGCUACCGCAACGACAGCUCCAGCUCGCUCGGCAGCGCCUCCACAGACUCUUACUUUGGCGGGGGGACCAGCGGCAGCGCAGCCGCCACCCCGCGCCUGGCGGACUACAGUCCCCCCAGCCCCGCGCUCAGCUUUGCCCACAACGGAAACAACAGCAGCAAUGGCAAUGGGUACACGUACACGGCAGGGGAAGCUUCCGUGCCUUCCCCCGACGGCUGUCCGGAGCUCCAGGCCACCUUCGACCCGGCUCCCGCCCCCCCGCCUGGGGCGCCCCUUCUCUGGGCCCAGUUUGAGCGGUCCCCGGGAGGUGGACCUGCAGCUCCCGUGUCCUCCUCCUGUUCUUCCUCUGCCUCUUCGUCCGCUUCGUCCUCCUCCGUGGUCUUUCCCGGGGGCGGCGCCAGCGCGCCCUCCAACGCCAACCUGGGGCUGCUGGUGCACCGCAGGCUGCACCCCGGCACCAGCUGCCCGCGCCUGUCCCCGCCCUUGCACAUGGCCCCGGGGGCUGGCGAGCACCACCUGGCUCGCCGGGUGCGCAGCGACCCGGGAGGAGGGGGCCUGGCCUACGCGGCCUAUGCCAAUGGGCUGGGGGCGCAGCUGCCGGGCCUGCAGCCAUCAGACACGUCGGGCUCCUCGUCGUCGUCCAGCUCCUCGUCCAGCUCCUCGUCGUCCUCCUCUGGCUUGCGGCGGAAGGGCAGCCGCGACUGCUCCGUGUGCUUCGAGAGCGAAGUGAUCGCCGCGCUGGUGCCCUGCGGUCACAACCUCUUCUGCAUGGAGUGCGCCAACCGCAUCUGCGAGAAGAGCGAGCCUGAGUGCCCGGUCUGCCACACCGCGGUCACGCAGGCCAUCCGCAUCUUUUCCUGAGGGCAGUGAGCGCCUGCGCACAGCGCGCUGGGAAGGGGGACCCUCCCCUCCAUCCUCACCCCACAGCGCCCGCUGGCCUCCUUGGUGCCCCACCUUCUCCCCACCUCCCUGCUCACACUCUUGAGAUCCGAGAGGAGCUUGGAAAGCUGUAGUAUCCGCUCGUUUUUAAAAUUUAAUUUUUAAACAAAGGAACUUGCCAGGAUAUCUGCAUCAAGAGUACUGUGGCCUGGGAAAGCUCUGAAACACCUGACAUGCAUGCUCUAUAAAUAAUAGGAACGGCGACCUUCUAGUAAUGAUAGUUCUUACACUGUACUGAAUAGGAAGCUUCCAAAAGAAGAAAACCCCACAAGUUUUCCAUUUUCUCAAAGUAGGAAAAAGUGAACAAUAAUUAUUAUGAAAAGGAUGAUAGUGCUAUGGACGUGUGGAGUGUUUUAGUGUGUCCCUUUUGUGGCUGGGUUCCUACCAUGCUUGUUCCAGAACACAGUGGAUCCUUUCUGAAUGUCCGUGGAAGGGCCAGGAGUUCCUGUGAAACCAGGAUACUGCAGCUUUAUUAAAGUUAAAGAAACUGUAACCUAUCUCUUAUAUAUUAAAAACGUUUAAAAGUUUUAAAGAGAAAU